CAACAAUCAAAUUUCCCCACCAGCUGUGCACCCGAAGCCGACCUUCAGGCUUCUGCUGGACCUCAAUUUUCCACUCUCCGCCAGUCUACAACUCGUCUUUUGGGCCAACUGUCGCCUCUUCAAUCUGCUUACUUCACCCUUUGACCGAACUCGCUUGCGUCUUUUGAAAUCGACAUCAAGAUGCGUGAAAUUAUCAGCUUGAACGUCGGCCAGGCCGGGUGCCAAAUCGCCAACUCGUGCUGGGAGCUUUACUGCCUUGAGCACGGCAUCCAGCCCGACGGCUACCUCACUGAGGAGCGCAAGGCCGCCGACCCGGACCAUGGCUUCAGCACUUUCUUCUCUGAGACCGGCAACGGCAAGUAUGUGCCGCGGACGAUCUACUGCGAUCUCGAGCCCAACGUCGUCGACGAGGUCCGCACCGGCCCCUACCGCGGCCUCUUCCAUCCCGAGCACAUGAUCACCGGAAAGGAGGAUGCCUCCAACAACUAUGCCCGUGGCCACUACACGGUCGGCAAGGAGCUGAUCGACCAGGUGCUCGACAAGGUCCGCCGGGUUGCCGACAACUGCAGCGGGCUCCAGGGCUUCCUGGUCUUCCACUCGUUCGGCGGUGGCACCGGUUCGGGCUUUGGUGCUCUGCUCAUGGAGCGUCUCUCGGUGGACUACGGCAAGAAGAGCAAGCUCGAGUUCUGCGUCUACCCUGCUCCCCAAACCGCCACUUCCGUGGUCGAGCCUUACAACUCGAUCCUUACCACCCAUACCACCCUCGAGCAUGCCGACUGCUCCUUCAUGGUGGACAACGAGGCCAUCUACGACAUCUGCCGCCGCAACCUCGGCCUCGAGCGCCCCAACUUUGAGAAUCUCAACCGUCUGAUUGCUCAGGUUGUCUCCUCCAUUACCGCUUCGCUCCGUUUCGACGGCUCCCUCAACGUCGACUUGAACGAGUUCCAGACCAACCUGGUCCCUUACCCGCGCAUCCACUUCCCGCUCGUUGCCUACGCUCCCGUCAUCUCGGCUGCCAAGGCGGCCCACGAGGCCAACUCGGUCCAGGAGAUGACCAUGUCCUGCUUCGAGCCCAACAACCAGAUGGUCAAGUGCGACCCCCGCCACGGCAAGUACAUGGCUACUUGCCUGCUGUACCGUGGCGACGUCGUCCCCAACGACGCCCACGCCGCCGUGGCGACGCUCAAGACCAAGCGGACCAUCCAGUUUGUCGACUGGUGCCCGACUGGCUUCAAGCUCGGUAUCUGCUACCAGCCUCCCCACCAGGUGCCCAACGGCGACCUUGCCAAGGUCAACCGCGCUGUCUGCAUGCUCUCCAACACCACCGCCAUCGCCGAGGCUUGGUCCGCCCUCUCUUCCAAGUUCGAUCUCAUGUAUUCGAAGCGCGCCUUCGUCCACUGGUAUGUCGGCGAAGGUAUGGAAGAGGGCGAGUUCUCGGAGGCUCGCGAGGAUCUUGCGGCUCUGGAGCGCGACUACGAGGAGGUUGCUGCCGACUCGAUGGAGGGCGAGGAGGUUGAGGCCGAGUACUAAGCCAGCCUACGCUAGCUUGGUGAUGGUUUUCUUAACAACAGGCGGUUUAUUAAUAAACCCUUUGACUUGGGAACCGUUGGAAGUGGUCCCUUAUAAUAUGGGCAUUCUUGGCAAUCGCGGGCCCGUGAUCUCUUCUGUUAGACGGAAAGUGUAGUCAAUUUUAAUCAAGGACCAAAAGUAUCCGGUACACUGCUGCC
Thermothelomyces thermophilus ATCC 42464 is the source of this 1727-nucleotide messenger RNA. RefSeq lists its product as uncharacterized. Gene Ontology annotation, cellular component: microtubule; cytoplasm; spindle. The transcript has 7 exons. Lineage: Eukaryota; Fungi; Ascomycota; Sordariomycetes; Sordariales; Chaetomiaceae. Gene Ontology annotation, biological process: mitotic cell cycle; nuclear division; microtubule cytoskeleton organization. The coding region runs from base 181 to 1530 and encodes 449 amino acids. The record is from RefSeq and is a predicted model, not a curated record. Gene Ontology annotation, molecular function: structural constituent of cytoskeleton; GTP binding.